Molecule: messenger RNA, 831 nt
Organism: Zingiber officinale
Lineage: Eukaryota; Viridiplantae; Streptophyta; Magnoliopsida; Zingiberales; Zingiberaceae
Product: brefeldin A-inhibited guanine nucleotide-exchange protein 1-like
Exons: 4
Coding region: 200-706 (168 amino acids)
Cellular component (GO): trans-Golgi network
Source: RefSeq, a predicted model, not a curated record
GAUGAUAUUAUUGAUGAUUUUGCCUUUAAAAGUGCAUCACGAAGACACUUUAAAUGAGUUGCCCCUGUGUUUUUUUUUUACUUUUUUUUUUCUUUUUGUGAUCCUGCUACACUUGCUACUUUUCUGUUAUUAAGUUGUUUGCUUAACAAGUGAAACUACUUAAUCCGACCUCACCUUUUGUCCAUGCAGGCAUUACAAUAUGAAUCAUAUACGAUUGGUUUGGUCCCGCAUCUGGAAUGUUCUUUCUGAAUUUUUUGUUUCAGUUGGGUUGUCAGAAAAUCUUUCGGUCGCAAUCUUUGUAAUGGAUUCACUAAGGCAAUUAGUUAUGAAAUUUUUGGAGCGAGAAGAACUUGCUAAUUAUAACUUCCAGAAUGAAUUCUUGAAACCUUUUGUGGUCAUCAUGCAGAAAAGUAAUUCUUCUGAAAUUUGUGAGCUUAUUGUUCGAUGUGUUUCUCAGAUGGUUUUGAGUUGUGUUAAUCAUGUGAAGUCUGGGUGGAAAAGUGUUUUCAUGGUUUUCACAACUGCUGUCGCUGAUGACCGUUCCCUUCAUUGCCUGUUGACAAUCUAUACAUGGAAGAAGUGUACGUUAAGUUUGGAGAGGAAUUAUGCUUCACUGUUGGAGGUCAGCAUAUUCCUUUUGGUGCAUCACCACAGAAUAUCUGGACUGAACUUGAACCUCCUUGUAGAAUCUAUCAGAAGCAAAUAAUUCGACUGUUCAGAUAUCUUUUUCUUGUGUUUUGCUAUUCUGAACUCCUUAGUACUACUUUAUAGGGACUAGUAUUUAGAAAGAUUUUAAUUCUUAACCACUCUGCUGAAUACAUUGUUUAAGUU